GGCCAUUCUAUGAUGAUCAGAAGCACUGCUGUGCUGUAACCCUGCAGCAGCUCUGCAACACUCAGCCAUUUGCUCGCUGCCCCACCAGGAGAUAGGGCAGAGCACUGACACAGAUAGGGUUGUAAGAGCUUGUCUGCUGAGAGAGGGGCAGUUUGAUGAGAGAUAGGAAGGAAGAGCAGAAGAACAGAAAGCGAUGCCCAAGGCAAUUGCUCGGUAGUUCCUGACUGCUGCCUGUCCCCGUGCAGCAGCAGCAUCCCCAGGGCCAACUCCCCACCUCACAGCUCAGCACAGUGCCCUGUGCUCCAGGACAUCCCUUUGGCAUUUUGGCCCUUUGGCUCAUCUCAAUGCCCGUGGGACAGGGAACCACAUGUGCACCAAGGCCAGGGGGAUGGCUAAACAUGGACAUUUCCUGGGGGAAGCCACAAAAACACUUGGCCACAGAUGAUCAGUUUUGGGGUGAUCGCACGUGACUUAGGCAGGGCACACAGGCUGGGGCUGCUCUAUAAAGUCGGACCCAGCUCCGGGUGUCCUGCAGUGCAGCAGCAUCACGCCGUGGGUCCUGCCUGAAGCAGAGCCAAGCCCCUGCGGCCGCUCCCCGCAGCCAGCUCCCACUCAUGGAGCUCCUCGCCCUGUGCUGGGUGCUGCUGGCCGGCACCUUGCUCAGCACGUCGGGCUCCAGCAGCGCCCUGCGUGAAGGAGACCUCGACCCCAUCACGGUGCCGAUGGACAUGGCCCCACACUCUUUUGAUGACCAAUACGAAGGUUGUGGGCACAUGAUGUGGGGUGAGCUACAGAAGGUGAACUAUACUGAGUUCACCCAGAACUAUGUCUACGCUAAUGGCUGGAGGAAGGCAGCUGCAGUAUGGCAGAAGAGCUGGGGCCACCUCUCUCAUCCCCCACAGCUAAGACGGGAGCAAGCCAUCGCCGUGCUGGCAUACACUGCUGCAGGCAAGCUAUACCAGCAGCUGAAUGCCGCUACACGUCGGGGCGGACGUUCCCACCACACCUACCUGCAGUCGUACCACUUCAAGACGCUGCACUUCCUCCUGACCCAGGCGCUGCAGGCUCUGCGAAAAUCCGAUCCCAAUGAAUGUUACAACGUCUACCGCGGUGUUGGGGGCAUCCGCUUCACAGCCGAAAAAGGCAGAGCUGUGCGCUUCGGCCAGUUCACCUCCACCUCCCUAAACAAGGAGGUUGCAAAUCAGUUUGGCCGGGACACCUUCUUUGAGAUGAAGACCUGCCAUGGUGUCCCCAUCAAGCAGCUGUCCUUCUUUGAGUAUGAGGAUGAAGUCCUCAUCCCACCCUUUGAAGUCUUUGAGAUCACCAACUUCUCCAUUGUCAAUGGCAGAAACCAAAUCCAUCUUAAAUCUAAAGAGAAGAAGAGCAACCACAACUGUGAGCUUCUAAAGCGUCUGUGUGGGCAGUGGGGUCAGGGCCACCUGGAGGUGGGGUUGGGGCUCAGCCCUGGGCCGGCUCUGCACUCCCUGGGCUGCUCCAACUGCAGCUGGUGGGGAUCCGGGCACAGAGAGGGUGACCCCAUCCCAGCAGCUCUGUAA
This is a messenger RNA of Meleagris gallopavo (turkey), 1556 nucleotides long. NCBI's taxonomy places the organism in Eukaryota, Metazoa, Chordata, Aves, Galliformes, Phasianidae. The record is from RefSeq and is a predicted model, not a curated record.